ACCGUUUGAAGGCGGCUGUUCCAGAUUUAGGCGUUACGUUAGAAAUAUGGUGUUAGACUAUGAUUCAGAUGUAUCUGACGGCAGUGCUCCAAUUGGAGAAGAAAGGGAUGAAUCUUCAGACCUCAACUCGUCUAGUGAUGGUGAGGAACGAAAUCGUGUAACACAGAGGAAUAUUUUUGGAGAUGAUACUGAUAGUGAUAAAGAAAUACAACCAAGGCAUAAACAACCACGUUUUAAAGAACUCAUAUUUUUUUUCCAUAUAGAUGAAUUAAUGUUUAGGGAGACGUCAAGAGAUUUGACUAAGCAUUUAUGACGGAAUUUAUAGCGAUCGAUCUAUGCUUAUUUCUUGGAUCUGUCGAAGGAUACACCACUGUCAACAUCUUUCCACUCAUUAUUUUGUUUCUGCGAAACAUUCGCACUAAUUUCAACAUCUUAAGACACAUCUAGGACAUUCUAAUUCCUGUAAACGUACAUUGAAGUCUUCCAGUAUUAGUUCGUAUUGAUUGCAUCAAUCUUCCCACUGAUGUUGGGGAGUACGAUUGAUCAGUAUUUAAUCAGUUAGGAAGAUUAAAAAAAGAACGAAAAUGAAGUUGUGGGAUCAGUGAUCAGAAUGAAUAUGCUUAAUAUGGGUCGAGGAGGAUAAUGUGAUUACGAUCCCUGCACCCAGCGGAAUACAAAUGAAUAAUCCUUCUUAGUGUCGAAAUGAUUAGUAUUCGGUGUUAAUUAGAAUCUGUUUAUAGAUCAAUUAAAAUUACGAGGCCAGUAAUACAAAUAAAUACAUAUAACAUUGAGUGAGAGUAGAUUCAAUGUUUACUUAAAUAUUGCGCAGUGAAUCAUUUAAUAUGGAUUAAGUAAGAAAUGGUAAAGUGGAUCGAGUGUUAAUUAAAUUCCCCACUUGUUCACAAGAUUAAUAAUAAUAAAAAUAAGGAAAGAUGUGUGAAUGGUAGUAUUAAUCAUAAAUGAAUCAGGCAAACGCAAGUUAUAAAACUAUGAAGGGGGGAGUUCUUCAUUAGUCCACUCGAGAAUCAUACCUCCUUCAGGAAUUAGUUUUAAAAGGUGUGCAAUUUUAAAAACCAUCUCUUCACCAUCUAAACUGUAUUACCAAUCAUUCAAACUACAAGCAGGCUUACUACGUUUUGAAGACUACGCUUGUAACUAAAACAUAUUUAAUUGACAUUCACACUAACCUCAGCAUCUUAAGGUACACUUAGGACAUUAUAAUUCCUCUAAACGUGCAUUUAAAGUCCUCCAGUUUUAAAAUUGCUAUAUUUCAGUGAUGCGCGUUUCAUUACUGCUGUAAAAAAUGCAUGACUAGUAUUGUUUAAUUCCUAUCCAAAUAACCAUUCGUGGACGUGUGGGAUGUACUAGACAGCAAAAUUAAUAAACACUGUAUCAUUCCUUAUGUAGCUAGCGCCCUGGUCCUGACAGGUUUACCCCUGAGAUUUUUAAGAAUGGCGGUCCAGUUUUAGCAGCGAGGUUGACUGAGGUCUUAGGUAGAAUUUGGGAACUGGACGUAAUCCCAUCUGACUGGUCUCAAUCACUGAUUGUGCCAGUCUAUAAGAAAGGACAAAAGUCCUCUUGUGACAGUCACGGAGUAAUCAGUUUGACUAAUAUAGUGUCUAAAAUAUUAGCUUCAAUAAUACUUCGACGCUUAACUAAAGCUCGUAAAGAGCAGACUAGAGAAAACCAGGUCGGUUUUCGACCUGGACCUGGUUGUAUAGACCAGAUAUUCACACUACGUCAAGUUCUAGAACACAGACACACAUUCAGACGCCCCACAAUGGUAGUAUUUCUCGACCUCAAGGCGGCAUUCGACUCUGUUGAUCAUGAGGUUCUAUGGCAGUGUUUGUCACUGAAAGAGGAGUACCAAAGAAGUACAUUAACCUUGUGAAGGCUCUCUACUCGAACACAACUGGUCGAGUGAGAGCUUAUGGCGAACUGUCACCAGAAUUGAUUACCUCAAGUGGUGUUCGUCAGGGCUGCCCACUCUCUCCAUUCUUGUUCAACUUUGUGGUCGACGUACUUUUAGAGAUAACACUUUCCUCGUCUAGAUUUCCAGGGGUUGAACUUCUACCGGGAGGUUCACUUGUUGACUUAGAAAAUGCUGAUGACAUAGUUUUAUUUGGUGAAGACUCUGACAAAGUGUAGAGUCUUCUGACCACUCUAAGCAACAAUGCAAGCAUGUUCGGGAUGCGAUUCUCUCCCUCGAAAUGCAAAAUGUUGCGUCAGGAUUGGGUUGCAUCGACACCCGAACUAAUGAUAGGGAGUGAAGUAAUUGAGCGUGUCGAUAGCUUCACUCAUCUUGGAAGUCUCAUCAGCCCUUGUGGUCUGGUGUGUGACGAAAUCUUAGCCCGGAUACAGAAGGCUGGACUAGCUUUUGCCAACUUCCGUCAUUUAUGGCGUAGACGAGAUAUCCGUCUAUCACCCAAAGGACGGGUUUACUGCGCAGCAGUUCGUUCCGUCCUAUUUUAUGUCAGUGAAACAUGGCUGGUAAGAGUAGAGGAUAUUCGUAGGUUACUAGUAUUUGAUCAUAGGUGUCUUCGAAACAUUGUUCGUAUAUCCUGGGACCAUCGAGUAAGUAACACAGUCGUUAGGAAACGGGUACUAGGUAAGGAUGGCAAAUCGAUCGAUGAAGUAGUGAAACAUCAUCAGUUGAGAUGGCUGGGACACGUGUUACGUAUACCCAACGACCGACUGCCUCGACAUGCGAUGUUCAGUGGUAUAGGAGUAGAUUGGAAGAAAGCUAGAGGCGGCCAGACCAAAACAUGGCACAAGUCCAUGAAGUCACUGACAAGUGGACUGAACCAUGUUGAUAGGUGUAGACUACCUGGUUGGGGACCGCGAGAUGAUGGCAUCCGGUGGUUAGAGACCCUGAAUGACAUGGCUCAAAAUCGUUUGCGAUGGCGCAGGUGCAUACACUCUUUGUGUUCUCGCAAAUUUUGAUCUCUUUAUUCUUCCUUGUCUCUUUUUCUUCUCUUCCCAAAUUUAUUUCACUGUAUUAUACUCUUUGAAUAACAUCUCCAAACACUAAUUUUCCCGAUUACUGCUUAUACUCUUAUUACCUCUACCACCACGGGAUUUGAAUCGACCACUGCAUCUCUGUGCUAAUGUGGUGUGGCAACUCGAACUGAUGUACGUACGUACCAAGUUCUACGUUUUUACUGACUGAACUAGCGCCUUUACAUUUACUAAAUUAUUAACGCUACAUAUAAUUCCAACACUACUUGAUAGGUCAGCUUCUUUUAUACGUAUCUGUAUCAUAAAAUAACACCUAUUUGUCACUGAGCUUAUUUUAUAUUUGUUUGAUACAGAGGGGCAUUAUCCCAGUUAUUGAAGUAUUCCUUAAGCUACAUGUUCGAACGCCAUUCCAUCGACUUGGGUUUGAGCACUAAUCUCUAUGAAAGUUUAUAUUAAUAAUUGGUAAUUGAAUAAUGGUAGUUACUGUCAGCCUUAAUCCUUAAAACUAAACAUGAAUAUACUACAGGGGUAUAGCUACUGAUCUCUUCAAAGUAUAGCUUGGUUUCGAUAAGACCAACCAUAAGCGUAAAACCGUAAGUUAGUUUAUAGGUAUUCUAAUGUACAUGUAAUUUUACAACCCAUAUAUUACACAUUUUUAGCUAAGGUUUCCGUUAGUAAUAUGCAAAACUUUAAGUGCAGUCAGCCUAAAACCAGCAUUUACGUCUCUCUUAGUUUGAGCCUCAUACGGUAGGGUAGAAUUGCUAAACAGUCUUAUAAACAUCUGAACCGCACGUCAUAUACUACCCAAAUACGUGGAUAUUUUCUGUCUACACUGACUUGGCAAUAUAAACAUGUGUAUGACUGGUAGGAUAUUUUUGUUUCCAAUUCAAAAAUCUAUGUAGCCUGUAUUGGACAGCUAAAUGUUUAAGAAUUUACAUUUUUGAUUGUUACAGGAUAGUUCCGAAGAAUCAGACCACGAAAAUCAACUUAAUGACAACGCUUCGGAACAACAGGAAACAGAAAACGAUUCAGAUAACUCACCUAGCCAAAAUUCUUUGAAAAGAAGACUUCAAGAUAUCCGAUCCUCUUCUAGUAGUCCUAAUAAUAAUGGUUCUCGGCAAGAUGAUGGUAGUGAGACGGGUGACAAUAGGUCACAAUUAGAUGAUAUGGCCAAUUCUAAUGAUAAUGAAGGCCAUAGAAGUAAUACUGACGAUGUAGAGGAUGAUUUGGCGCAUGAACCGGACGAAACAAGAAUAUCUGUUGAUUUUCCACUGAUUCGUGCGGAUUUAGGCAGGGAGGUACAUCUGGUAAAAAUGCCUAAUUUUUUGUCGGUUGAAACUCGUCCGUUCGACCCUAACUUUUACGAAGAUGAACUGGAUGAAGAUGAAAUUUUAGAUGAAGAAGGACGAACACGUUUGAAACUAAAAGUCGAAAAUACUAUACGUUGGAGGAUUGGUAAGACACCUGAUGGUGAAAUGAUUCACGAAUCAAAUGCUCGUAUUGUUCGUUGGUCGGAUGGUUCUCUGUCGCUACAUCUUGGGGACGAAAUUUUCGACAUACACAAAGUAGAUAUUCAGUCAGACUAUAAUUAUCUGUUCAUACGAGAAGGUAGUGGUUUACAAGGACAGUCAAGUUUAAAAACCAAAUUAACAUUCAGGCCACAUUCAACAGAUUCAUUUACGCAUCGUAAAAUCACAUUAUCACUAGCAGAUAAGACAAAUAAACUACAAAAGGUCAAAAUUCUUCCUGUUACGGGUGCUGAUCCAGAAUCAAAUCGUAAUGUGCUUGUGAGGAAAGAGGAGGAGAAAUUGCGUGCUACACUCAGGCGCGAAAGUCAGUUACGGCGUAUGCGUGAAAAGCAGGCCAUGUCAAGAAGUAGUUUUGGUAGUGAACGUAGGCGAAGUUACGGAGAGGAUGAUGAUGAGGAUGAUGGUAAUACAACAUCUCUAAAUGCAUUAAAAAGAAAUGCGAAAAACUCAUUGUUGGCUGCACGUAAAGAUGUUGCUGCAAUUUAUUCAUCUGAUGAGGAAUCUCUAAGUGAUAUAUCAGAACCUCGACCACGUAAGAAAGUAAGAGCGAAAAUAAGUGAUGAAGAGGAAAGCGACUAAAAUAAAAUACUUUUCCACUGUUUUCAUACGAUAAAUUGUACAUAAUUUAUUUAUUAAAAAAAUAAACAAUUUUCCUUUAUCAUAAAUUUUCUUUAGAUUCCAAAUGGAAUAUAGUAAAACAUAACAUAUUAUUUACCUUAUUAGUUAGCUUCUCCAAUUAGGUGUAUCAACACGACUUAACCUUGUGCAAUAUACUUGAAAACAUCACUGUUACAUACAAUAGUUAUGGUUUAGAACAACUUUACCAGCAUUAUAGAAAAAAUAAUUUCAUAAAGUUAUAAAAUAAGCAAUGCAUAAAGGUUGUUAGAAUUUUUUAAUGAGCCAUGUUUUUGACUACUUCCAACUAAAUGACGGAAGCAAAUUAUCCGAUGAGGUUGGAAUACAGCCUAUCUCGCUGUUGUUUGUAGAGUGAUGGGUGUAGUUAUUUUAGACAAUGCUCAUCGUAAAUUCAACUUUCACAGCUGUUUUUACUUCUCAUUUCAAAAGGUGGAAUUCCUCCUUUCAUCAUUUUAUUAUCCACUCAUGUUUCCUUCCAACUUCUGUUUUUAUCGAUAUGUUUAAAAUCACUCAGAUUCCAGCUAAUACAUCUUAAGCGUCCCUCUCCUAUUAUUUUCAUUUUAGUCUUCGGUUUGCUUUCAGAUAAGCUUAAUAACUCGGACGAACAGAUACUACAAUGACUUUGUAUUCACUAACCACGUUAAUUACGAAAUUGUAUUUAUAAACUUAAGUGUAAUUCUUUGUCAGUUAGUAGUUUAGUCUUUUAAUGAAGGAAAUGAGAUAUUUUCACACUAGUUGUAAACAAGACAGAAUUCUGAUUUCGCUUAACGAUCGUACGAUAAGUUAUAAUGGAUGAUUAAAGUAUACAAUUACAUGUUUGGAAAUGCAUUGAACAGUCAGGAUUCCCGCUGGUAAACUCCGAAGUUAAUAGUCAGUAUAUUCAUAAAGAGAAGGUAAAAAGAAAAGGUAUUUUCAUUUUCUUUUUAAUAUCACUUUUUAUUGACUGUCGAAUGUUAACAGUUGAUUCGUAUAAAGCAUAACUCAAAUAGUCUUAUCAUGACGCUUUUCAUAUUUAGGUAGCCAUGUUUUUUAUUUUCACAUUUUACAAUGACGUCAAGAAUAAUAUGUGACACUGCUACAAAGCUUGUCAGUCUACAAAGAAAUACAAUUAUAGCCAGAUGUCAGAAAGUAUUCCUGUGUUCUAAAACCUGAUGAAGUGAGUAUUUGAUCGAUUCAUUCAUGAUCAAGUCUGAAAUGAUACUGGUUUUCAUAAGUUUACCAUUCACAAGCUUCAUAUAUGUGCAUAAGUCAGUAGUUAAAAAAAUGAGCUCAUUAGCAAUAAUCGUUGAUAAUAAUGGUGAACUUGUUUUUAUCAUCUUUCAGUUAAAUUUUACGUGAUGAACAGAAUUUGUAUUACUAGUGAUGUGAUAAGACAAAUCAACUAACAUAUGUUGUCAUUCUAUAUCAGAGCUGACUAGUGGUGUUAAUGAAAUACUUUAAAGUUGUACUUUUUAUCAGUCACUUGAUUAUUAACCCUUCCCCUUUCAGUUAGUAAACUAAGAGAUGAGAGAAUAAAGUUAAAAAUGCAACUGAACAAAUGACAAAAGCAACCAAAAAUACACUUCAACAAGUUAAAAUAUAAACAAACGGAAGUUGUGUAGAUGAACGCAGUCAAUAACAAAUGAUGAACUAGUAUAUGAUCUUGCUUGAAUCACACGGUCGAACAAUGAAAGAAACUCA
Messenger RNA from Schistosoma haematobium, 6803 nucleotides. It is a transcript of the gene LEO1, whose product is annotated as Paf1 complex component. Gene Ontology annotation, molecular function: RNA polymerase II C-terminal domain phosphoserine binding. The transcript is spliced from 10 exons. Lineage: Eukaryota; Metazoa; Platyhelminthes; Trematoda; Strigeidida; Schistosomatidae. Gene Ontology annotation, cellular component: nucleus; Cdc73/Paf1 complex. Bases 4125 to 5066 code for a protein of 313 amino acids. The record is from RefSeq and is a predicted model, not a curated record. Gene Ontology annotation, biological process: positive regulation of transcription elongation by RNA polymerase II; transcription elongation by RNA polymerase II.